CAGGAGGGCAAGAGAAUCAAGCACUUCAAGUAACUUUUGCCACUGGAGCUGCGCUGUCGCUGCCACAGGGUCCGCGAACGUUUAUCAUUCUAUUCAUUAUAAGUCUGGCAGCGAGCGCAUAACUACCUGAUGUACCGGAUACGGUUUCAGCUCUACGCGCUGUUGGUGGGACUCGCGGCUGCAGGUGUGCUGCGGGUUGGAGGGAUAAAGAUCUACACGUCAGACGAGGUCGAGGCGGUAAAUGGCACAGACGUCCGGCUGAAGUGCACCUUCCAGUCCACCCAUACGAUCGUUCCCAAAAUGGUGUCAGUGUCCUGGAACUUCCGGCCCCUGUCCAAAGGGCAGGAGGAGUCGGUGUUUUACUACCAGGAUAAGCCUUACCUGCCAUUAGAGGGGCGUUUCCGAAAGCGGGUGUCUUGGGCGGGGGACAUCAUGGGAGGGGACGCUUCCAUCAUGCUGAGGGAAGUGAAGUUCACCUAUAACGGGACGUUCAGCUGCCAGGUGAAGAACCCUCCAGAUGUCCACGGAAACGCUGGAGAAGUUCGGCUAAGGGUUGUUGCCACAGCAUCCUACUCUGAGAUUGCAAUUCUGGCAGCCGCCAUAGGGGGUGGCAUUUUGGUCAUGCUGAUCAUUGUCUGCAUCAUCGCCGGCAUCCGGGCUUGUCUCAAGAGACGCAAGGAGAAGGACCUGACCCAGCCCCGCCGGGAGAGGAAGGACCCCACCUUGUGCCACCCAGCGAGAGCCUUGCACCUGUACGUAAAGGAGGAAGAGAUCGAGAUUGACAGCUCUGAUGGGAUGAUCUCAGAGCCAAGCACCAAGGACCCCAGCUCCUCCUCUGAGGAGGAGCAGAGCUCAGAUGAAUGUGAUAAUGAUGAUGACUGACACUUAAACCGCCCAAUGGGAAGGUUGGAUGAUGGCUCAGCAGCAGCAGAGACAAGGAGCUGGACAGAUAGAAAAAUCCCUGGAGGAAGGGAAUAUCUACUCUUGUCUAGGCUAAGUGUACUGGAUGAUUGGCAAGUUCUGGGUGCCAGAUCCUCAGAUAAUAAUUUAUAAAAAAAAUGAUAUCACUUAAAAUGUAGAACUUAACGUGACAAAGGUUGUCAAAUGUCAAUACACAAAAAGCCUAAAUGCGAUCAAUAACAGUGCAUGUUUUGCGUGCCUCUGUCAAAUGUUCCUUCCCAGACUCAGAUUAGCUACCCUUUACUGCCCAGGCCAUACCAAUGCAGGAUGUGGCUAACCUGAUGCAAGGAAUACUCCUCCUACCUCCUACUGGGUGUGAGAGGUACUGCAGUAAAUACUCUCCCCCAGCAGUGCCUGUACAGUGAGUUCAUGAUGCCAUGAUACUCAUACAAAAAUAGCAGCUGAUUAGAUGUUUUGAGACAGUGGGGGAAAAAAAUAUUUAUUUAUACAAAUGACCAAAAUGAAUUGUAUUGAAUCUAUCAUCUGUGAGCACUGGUCCAUCAAUUUAACAGCAUUAUAAAUCAUACAAGUAGACUCAGAAGGACUGGGCUGAUGUCUUAAGGAGGAAUGUUAUUUGUUGUUGUGAAACACGUACAAAGUUGUGUAAGAACAGACAAAAGACAUCUGGACAAAAGGUGCUAUGAGCAGAAACUUCCCAGAGGCUGGCCCUCCAGGCCUGUUAGCUGCACGCGACAUUCAGUCUAUCGUCUGAAAGCGCUCAGCGGGGCUGUCCAAUAUUACUGUCAUUUGAGGUAUGAGCACACCUGCUGCUAUAGCUCCCACCAGAAGCUCAAACUCAGUGCCAGUCACUGACCUGGAUCCCCUACCAUCAAAAGGCCACCUUUCACUAAACUCUGCCAGGGAUAGGUUGUUUCUGCUGCCCUCCCAUGGUUCACUAUGAACCUGAGGGAGAGGCUGUGAUGGUAUGUGGUGCAGACGGAGAUGUUUUUGCAUUAGUAGUGUUUGUGCACUUACUGGAAAUUCCGCACCCUACAGGAAUUGCUGGGUUACACUGUUUUUAGUGUCAAUCUGUGUAACAAUUAGACAGAUUGCAUUUGCAGA
Molecule: messenger RNA, 2022 nt
Organism: Megalops cyprinoides (Indo-Pacific tarpon)
Lineage: Eukaryota; Metazoa; Chordata; Actinopteri; Elopiformes; Megalopidae
Product: myelin protein zero-like protein 2
Exons: 5
Coding region: 130-882 (250 amino acids)
Biological process (GO): cell-cell adhesion
Cellular component (GO): membrane
Source: RefSeq, a predicted model, not a curated record